Messenger RNA from Rana temporaria (common frog), 2161 nucleotides. Its product is annotated as carcinoembryonic antigen-related cell adhesion molecule 1-like. The record is from RefSeq and is a predicted model, not a curated record. The coding region runs from base 309 to 1280 and encodes 323 amino acids. NCBI's taxonomy places the organism in Eukaryota, Metazoa, Chordata, Amphibia, Anura, Ranidae. The transcript has 8 exons.
AAAUAUGUUUGAGUGUAAACUAGCCGCGUGCAGAAUAUUGCAUUACUUCCCUUAUUGUACCUCCCACACUUUGUAUUUCCCCAUUCACAGGGAGUCACACAGACAUAGAGCAGCCACAGGGGAACACUGGAGAUAAAGCACAUAGAAUCUGAGAUCUACUGUAUAGCCUUUAACAUAUUUGGGUUUUAAGUAAGGGAAUGUAAUAUAUCAACAGUGACCCCGGAGGAUUGCCAGGAACAGAGAUGCCAUGGUGAACAAGAAAGAAAUCCCUGUUUAAUUUAUGUGUCAAAGUUUGUGCACUAAAGAAAAUGAUCGCCAAGCAACAUUCCUUCGGCUCCAGUGUUAUUGUGUCAGUUCUCCUCGGUGUGUUGGUGGAUGUGUCCGGUGGAAUGAUGAGUAUUCAGCUGAUCCCUCAGAAUCCGGUCAUCGGAGGAUCUGUGACUCUGAGUGUUACUGGGAUUACUGGGGGAAUUCGGAAUUUUGUUUGGUAUAAAGGACCGAACACAAUCAGAGAUUACCAAAUCCUUUCAUAUUUCCCUGGUGAUAAGGACCCACUUAUUCUCGGACCUCUAAAUAAUAGUAGGAUGACACCUUUCCCUGAUGGAUCUCUACAGAUCUCCAACCUAAAUAGAACUGAUGAGGGAAAUUACAUAGUGAAGAUGCAAACAAAUAUAAAUCAAAGUGAUACACCUGUAUACCUGAAAAUCUAUGACAUGGUUGGUAAACCGACAAUUACAGCCUCUACCUCACUUCCUAAGGAAAAUGAUACCGUCAUCCUCACCUGUACCUCUACUAAUGCAGAGAGGAUAGUAUGGAGCAGGGUCCCCUCUGAAGUCACCUUGUCUUCAGAUAACAGGACUAUCUUCUUCCCAAGGAUAAACCGUAUGAAUUCAGGGGACUAUCAAUGUGAGGCUGAGAACCCUGUCAGUAAGAGGACCAGUGAUCCCUACACACUGACCGUAGCUUUUUGUCCCACAGCUACAACACUAUGUCAGACCUCUGGAAGUGGACUUGGCGGUGGGGAAAUUGCUGGAAUUGUCAUUGGCACAGUGUUUGGGAUAUUCACCCUUGAAGUCAUUGUGUACUUUGUUCUAAAGGCAAAAAGAGAAACUCCAAGUAGUUCAGUGUAUGAGAAUGCGCAUGUUCCUGAACAACAGGUCUAUGAAAGGACUAUGCCAGGAACUCGGGGGAAAUUAAGUCAAGAAUCUAACUAUGAGGAACUAACACACAAGGACAAAUCCAUAUACAGUACCAUGGAGUCUGCGUCUGAAAAAUACUGAAGGUUUCCCUCCAGCAAUUUUUGAAUAAGGACAUCCUUUCCAUCGUGAAACUCUCCCUGCAUCAUCAGACUUUUCUCAGUCUGCAAAAUAUCUACUAGUUUACUGCAAACCAGACCUGGCCAUACGUUAUUCACUCUUCUUCAAAUAUGAACUCUCAAGUACUGAUAUAGUAAAGCAGUGAAUAAAUGGGGCAAGCAAUUAGUUGUCGGUAAUUUGAAUACCACUGAAAAAGUCAGUGGCCAAGUAAAUGUAAUUUUAUUUCCUCCAUAGAAAAUGAAGCAGGCAGUAUUUAAUUUUAUUUUUUUGUUUAGCUAUUAACACUAAACUUGGGGCUGGUUUCAAACCUAUUCAAAAACAUGGUGACCCUGUAAAGAAACCUAUGCCGCUCUAACCUGCAGUGUAUGUCCUUCUGAAGACUCCAAACCCUAAGGGCUCAUCAAACCUGUUUGCGUCAAUAACGAUGGCUUUGACUAAGCCCAUGGGAUGGUGAAAUGCGUCAGUUGGCAUGAGACAAGACUAGCUUAAGCCGGUCCUGUUCAGUUUAGUGUCAAACAGAUUUAUAGUGUGCGGCUCCACUUUUUCCAUUACACUCAAAACCAUGUAGCGCCACCCCCAUGAGGCGCCACUGGAAGAUGACUGUCCCCAAAGGUUGCCCUGACACCUCUGGCACCCUGGGAUCAGACAUAUUUCAAAGCAAUGCAACAACAUAGACACCAGACUGUAGCAAAGUUAACAAGUUUUUUACUUAAGAUUCUUGAAGCCGAUAGGAACAAGAAUAACUUAGGCAGUUAUCUUUCAGUGUUAAACUCUUAUGCCCCGUACACACGAUCACUUUUUGUCAUGAAAUAAAAUGACAUUUUUAAAAACGUCAUUUAAAAUGA